AUGCGGCUGCUCUCUUCUACACAGAUUCUAGCCUCGUGCCUCCUGCUCGGUCACGCAGUCCAAGCUUCCUCUAUAAGACCCGACAUCCGCGCAGACACCAACCGCGAUGGAGUCGUGGACCUUGAUGGAGACUCGGACGUGUACGCCAAAGGCCGUUGGUCUGAAUCCCGCGGUGCAGUCUUCCUCGCAAAUGUAGGCGACAAGUACCGUCGCUGUCCAAACGAGGAUCUGGCCGGCAACCCGCUGAGCAACGAUGAGCUCGCCUACUGCAACGACGCCUCGGGCCACCUCCUUCUCGCGCCCGAAUACGUUGCACCGGUGCGAACGGUUCCUCUGGGCAAUAUUUCCGAGGGCGUGACUGCGCACAUCUACGCGACCCCUCGUGAAGCCUACGAGCGGGUCCGAAUCUUCCUUCUAGAUGACAUUGAGAACCCCAACGCGACAGAAUCAUGGAGACUGAUCGACCGCCAAUUCAACUUCAACGCGACGCAGCUCAGCGCGGGCCUAAUCCUCGGUAUUGACGGGCGCGAGUUUGUUAAGGACAAGGAGAUCUGGGACGGCCAUGUUACCGUCAACUUUGACGUCUACGAUACCCCCGGCUCAUCAAGCCACGUCAGCGAUUCAGUCGCGCUCAAGGUUGCACCCGUCCUAACGCACCACCACCUGCAGCGCGUGGAACAGCUUGUAACAACCGAAGCAAACGACACGAACCCGAUCCAGCAGUACUUCGUCCAGCAAAUGGACGCCGCCCGCGAAGCCGCCGGGAUCGAAACCCCGCUGCUUCUAUUCAACCAGUCCUCCGACGUCUGGGCCCAGGAUAUCCUCGAGCCCGCGUACACAAGCAUGCCGGGCCCCAACGGCCCCAUCUCACUACGCAUAAUGCUUCGCUCCGCCCAAUCAACACGUACCGGCGGCCGGCAGAUAAUGGAACAGCUCCGCGGCCCCGGUGUAGGCUCUUUCCAACCAGGCAGCGCGUCGGGAAUCGGCUUCGCGGCCUCGGGCUUCGGAUACCACACCAUCAACAGCUACGGAAACCUCGAGACGAUUCCGCCCUAUCGCUCGAAGUCGGGUGUUCUCUACAAAGCGGGACGAGUUAUCCAGGGUAAACAUUACGAGGAGUAUCCUGCACAAGCGAUCCGUGAUCUGAUCAUGGGCCAGGACGUGCAGAAUACGCUUUUCCUCGAGACGGGGUGGUUGCGUGUGGGGCAUGUUGAUGAGUUCGUUCAGUUCUUGCCCUACGAGAAUGAUCUUGGUUUCACGAUCGGGAUCGCGAGUCCGCGCGCCGCUCUUGAGAUACUCUACAGCGCGCAAUCGAACGGGCACGGCGGGGUUCCCGCUAUAAGCUUCGACGCGGAACCGCAACUCCAGCGCUUCGACGAAGAAAUGCCCCCUUUCCUAAACAUGACGAUCGACGACGUACUUGCCAACGAAACAUUCAUCCAAGUAAACACCUACGCGCAGAAAUGGAUCGACCAUAACCUCGACAUCCUCCUCGGCGACAUCCCCCUUGCGCGCGACGACGUCAUCGAAGUCCCCGGUCUGUACCACGAUACGUCGACAGGCGGUACAUACGUUCGCCCCGACGGGCUGGAUUACUACUGGCCGCCCGUGCUGGAGGGCGAGUACCAGCUCGGCGCGUUCAUCCCCGGUCCGAUAAACGGCGUUGUUAUCGGGAGCCAUUAUAUCAGUCCGAAUCCGUUUGGGCCGGUUGUUGACGGGGUGGAUGUUAUUGCGGCUGCGGUGAAUGAGGUUUAUGCGCGGGCGGGGAUGAAUGUUACCUUUGUCGAGGAUUAUUUCAGUCAUCAUUUGAGUAAUGGCGAGGUGCAUUGCGGGUCGAAUACGCUGAGGCAGACGGAUCUAGUUUGGUGGCAGUAG
Aspergillus calidoustus is the source of this 1875-nucleotide messenger RNA. Lineage: Eukaryota; Fungi; Ascomycota; Eurotiomycetes; Eurotiales; Aspergillaceae. The record is from the annotation of a GenBank genome assembly.